AUGACAGUGAUAAGCCCUCGGCAACGAUCGGCAAGCAGGUUGACUGAAGGGAAUGACCCAGCGGCUGCUGCUGCAUACAGCCGACUGCUGGAGAACUUCAUGUCCCCGGACUUCGAUGUGGCAGAGUUUGUACGAGAGAUGGUAGCUAACGCGGAGAGCAAAGGAAGUAGUUCGCCCAGUGGAGGUGCUACUCCUCGAAGAAGGAGCCAAUCAGCAGGUGGUGGAGCUGUUGGGGCAGUGAUAGCCCAGCUGGACCAAGCCAUAUUCACGGUAGAUGAGCAGCUUCGUAGUAAAGUGGCAGAUUGCUACGAUCAGCUCUUGCUCAACGACACGACGGAUCUGGACCGGGUGGACGGCGAGCUUGGGCAAAUCCGGGAAUCUGUUGCUGUACUGAGAGCCACGCUGGACAAUGUACAGACUGAGGCAUUGGCUCCGUUCAAAGUCAUAAAGAGAAGGUUGGACACGCUGGAGAGAGCCCAAAAGGCAGCAGCUCUAGUGAGAAGCACUCAGAAGUUGCUCCUGGGAGUCCGGAAACUGAGGAUGCAAAUGCAAGCGGCCAACGCGGAAAGUUCAUCAGCAUUUGAUGGUCGGCCGAGCCUUGGGCCGCAUUCUGCCAAAGCUGCUAUCCUAGCUUAUGGGCUCCAGAUGUGUUGCCUCCCUACGGAAGGUAGAGCGUGUGCUGCUGCAGUGGUAUCAAAUGUGGACGCGUUCGCCCUGCAGGUGCCUGAAGAGAACUCUGCUCAAGGAGAUACAGUCAACUUGGAGCAGUUUUGGAGAGUAGCUGAAAGACUCGCCGAGGCCAUUGUACUCUUUGGGAGGCCUGUCGAGAUGCUCGAUGAACUAGUACGGCUCGGUGUUGACCCACUUACGCAGAAGCCCUUCAUGUCGUCAUUCCAAGAGGCCGAAGCUGAGCCGAUCUCACGAGCUGCAUGGGAAGCUGUUGCCGAUGGACUUGCAGUUAAACGUCUGAAGCAUGCCCACACGACGAAUCGGAAUCUGCGAGCGGGGAAGGCAAGUCAUCUCAGUGUUCUCUCGUCGAUCCAAUGA
Perkinsus marinus ATCC 50983 is the source of this 1047-nucleotide messenger RNA. RefSeq lists its product as hypothetical. The transcript has 10 exons. Bases 1 to 1047 code for a protein of 348 amino acids. The record is from RefSeq and is a predicted model, not a curated record. Gene Ontology annotation, cellular component: COG complex. Lineage: Eukaryota; Perkinsozoa; Perkinsida; Perkinsidae. Gene Ontology annotation, biological process: intra-Golgi vesicle-mediated transport.